Messenger RNA from Micromonas pusilla CCMP1545, 1218 nucleotides. RefSeq lists its product as uncharacterized. The record is from RefSeq and is a predicted model, not a curated record. The transcript is spliced from 2 exons. NCBI's taxonomy places the organism in Eukaryota, Viridiplantae, Chlorophyta, Mamiellophyceae, Mamiellales, Mamiellaceae. Gene Ontology annotation, cellular component: COP9 signalosome; cytosol. Bases 1 to 1218 code for a protein of 405 amino acids.
AUGGAGGCUCGCCUCGCCGCGAUCGCCGCGGAGGGGGGGGACCAGAAGGAGAAGACGCAGAAGUACCAGACCGUCCUCACCGAAUCGCUCUCCAACGGCGGCGACGUCGAGGGUCUCAAGCAGAUGGUCGUCCACAUGCUCUCGGACGUGGUGCCUCUCGUGACGUCGCGGCAGAUCUUGAGCACGCUGUGCUCGGAAGCGAAGAGCCUGCCCGCGGCGCAGCACAAAGACGUCGCGGAGUUCGCGCUCGAGAAGAUCACCCCGAGAGUCGUGUCGUUCGAGGAGCAAGUCAGCGUCCUUCGCGAGGGCCUCGCGAAGCUGUUGAAGGACGACGGAAAAGCGAGCGAAGCGGCGUCGAUGCUCGCUGGGAUCGACUUAGACAGCGGGAUCAGGAACCUCUCGGACGAGUACAAGCUCAGGAUGUGCGUGGACAUCGCGAUGCUGUACCUGGAAGACGACGACGCGACGAACGCGGACGCGUUCAUAAAGAAGGCGUCGUUCCUCCUCGGCGCGUGUAAGGAAGGAGAAGCUUUGGAGCUUCAGUACAAGUCGUGCUACGCGAGAAUCUUAGACGCGAAGAUGAAGUUCACGGAGGCGUCGUUGCGGUAUUACGAGCUCUCGCAAACGGAGCUCGGGAGGGAUCUAGGAGACGGCAAGGUCGUCACGGAGUCCGACCUCGCGGCGUCGCUGACGAGCGCGAUCAUCGCGUGCAUCCUCGCCGCGGCGGGACCGCAACGAGCCCGCGUCCUCGCGACGCUGUACAAAGACGAUCGCUGCGCGAAGCUGCCGAUAUACCCGGUGUUCGAGAAGGUGUACCUCGAGCGGAUCCUCCGCGCGGACGAGGCGGCGAGCUUCGCGAGCACGCUCCGGUCGCAUCAUCUCACCGUCGGCGAGGACGGGCUGACCGUCGUGACGCGCGCGAUCAGCGAACAUAAUCUGCUGAGCGCGAGCAAGCUGUACAACAACAUCAAGAUCGAUGAGCUCGGGACGCUGCUCGGGUUACCCCCCGACCGCGCGGAGCGCACCGCCGCGAGGAUGAUCGGCGAGGAACGCAUGGCCGGGUCGAUCGAUCAAGUCCACGGGUUCAUCGACUUCCAGGAUCCGAGCGACGGGGACGUGAUCAACGAGAAGUGGGACGCGCAGAUCACGAGCGUGUGCACGCAAGUGAACGACAUCGUGGAUAUGAUGGAGAACAAAGGGAUCCCGAUCAGGUUGUGA